Messenger RNA from Abrus precatorius (Indian licorice), 1230 nucleotides. RefSeq lists its product as uncharacterized. The coding region runs from base 63 to 1043 and encodes 326 amino acids. The record is from RefSeq and is a predicted model, not a curated record. The transcript is spliced from 4 exons. Lineage: Eukaryota; Viridiplantae; Streptophyta; Magnoliopsida; Fabales; Fabaceae. Gene Ontology annotation, molecular function: calcium ion binding.
AAGUCAAAGAAGCAGUCGCGGGGAGGCGUAGGAAGCAAGAAGUGACCUUCAGUUGAAGCAAAAUGUCAGACGGAGCAUUGCAGAUAUUGGACGGAACUCACCUCAGAACCGUCGAUCUGUCCCUCUCCGACGCCGAUGCUCCGUUCACCGGAGUUCACAUACUUGACAUUGCCCAUUCCCGAGCCUCUUCUUCCCUCUUCGGUCUCUCACUACCCCAUUCCCUCAAAGCCUCUGCCCUCACGCGCCUCCGCACCCCUGACCCCCACGCUUUCCGUUCCGCCGAUUAUUCUAUCGAUAAGGCCUCCCAGAUUCUCUCAGACUACAUCACCGCCAUCGCCGAUGAACUCAAAGAUAAUCCUCUUAUUGUGUCAGUCUUGGAUGGAAGUACUCUCCGCUUGUUAUUAGAGGACGAGGAUGACUUUGCCAUGUUAGCAGAAAAUCUAUUCACCGACCUAGAUGUCGAAGAUAAGGGGAAAAUCAGCAAGAGUCAAAUUCAGAAUGCUCUUGUCCAGAUGGGAGUUGAGAUGGGUGUUCCUCCUUUCUCAGAAUUUCCUCGACUAAAUGACUUGUUGAGAACACAUGGAGCUCAUGGACAAGAAGAAUUAGGUCAGGCACAAUUUGCACAGCUUCUGCAGUCUGUACUGCAAGAUCUAGAAGAGGAACUUUCCAAAAAGAAUGUUGUUUUCAUCCAGAAUAUUCAAAUAAUUAAUGGCUCUAAGCUAAGACAGAUAUUAGCCAAUGAACAGGAAUUAAACAACAUUGUGGAGAAGGCAUUGCAGGAAAAACCCGAGGCAAAAGAUGGCUUAGGGAGCACAGAAAUAAUAAGGAGCUUCUUGGAGAGAAACGCAAAGGAAUUGGGUUUACCGGUAGCCCAAGCUGACGAGGCAGCUGUUCUUCUUUAUGACGCUAUUUUUGGUGACAUAGCAAAAGAAAAAGAUGGUGUCGAAUUACAUAAAGAAGAUCUAGCAAAACUCGUGAAGGAUAUCCUCGCGAAAUUCGCAGAGCAGCUUGAGGUUAAUCCUGUGUAUCAGGACUUUGCUUGAGGGAGAAGAAUUUAAGGGGACACAUUUCAUAUUUUAUAUUUGAAACUUUAUAUAUUACAUAACAUUUGGGAGUCGCACCCAACCCCCACACCGUUCGGCAAUAUAUACCGUGUAUAAUGAAUUUUACUUAUGUGAAGGUACCUUAAAUAGCGUGCUCAUGAAAUUAUGAAUUGCUACUUGAUUAUUC